AAGAAGUGUGUUUUCUACAGUACACAAGUAGGCAGCCACAUCAUCCAUUCACAACAUGUUAUAAUUAAUGUGUUUUAAAUCGAUCAAAUCCCCAUUUCCAAAAAAGCUUUUUGAAUUUAAAGAGGUUUUCUGAUACUCGACAAAAGAAUCAAAACCGUUGAAAAUAAGGCAAAAUGUCGAAUAAACAAGAAGCAUCCUCAAUUGCUUCAUCGCCGCCGUGGGCGGAACUUCCACAGGAAAUCACGGCGAACAUUCUGCAGAGACUGGGAACAAUAGAGUUACUUGAGAGUGCACAGAGAGUUUGUACCGCCUGGUGGAAGGUAUGCCAUGAUCCCACUGUGUGGAGUGUUGUUGACUUGAAAUAUAUCCCUUUUACAUCCAAAGAGGCUCCAGUGUUGGAGGAGAUAUGUCGGACCGCGGUGGAUCGUAGCCAGGGACAGUUACUCCAAAUUAGCAUUCAGUAUUUCGGUGACAAACACUUGCUAAAUUACAUUGCUCACAGAUCAAGUCAGCUCAGGCAUCUUCGACUUGUUAAGUGCUAUAAUCGCUUAUCUGGGGCUUUGGCUGUAGCUGCCAAGAAUUUCCCAUUGUUGGAGGAGUUGCACAUUUACUUCACUUACAUUGCUAAAGAUGAUUUAGAAAUUGUUGGUCGCUCUUGCCCUCUGCUCAAGUCAUUUAUAUUGCAUGCCGGUCCAUUUGAUAAACUGAGAUUUCCACCAUCAGAAGACAAUCAUAAAGCUCUAGCUAUUGCCAGCAGUAUGCCUGAAUUGCGGCACCUUGCCCUUAUUGAUCAUAACUUGACAAAUGAAGGACUGCAAGCCAUUCUGGAUGGCUGUCCACACCUUGAAUCGCUUGACUUGCGUGGCUGCUCUUGUAUCGAUCUUGAAGGGGAUUUGGGAAGAAGAUGUAGGCAACAGAUUGUAGAUCUAAAGCACUCUCGUGAUUCCCCUUGCGAUUGUGAAUUUGAUUAUAAAAUUUCUUAUUAGCUGUCUUCUGAGGAUUACUGUCGAUCUGCAUUCUCCAAUGUUAAUAAUGACUGCAAUUACUUCGAUAUCAGUGACAUCAUGAGUAUGAUUUUUGACUA
This is a messenger RNA of Lycium barbarum (goji berry), 1084 nucleotides long. RefSeq names its product putative F-box/LRR-repeat protein 23. The record is from RefSeq and is a predicted model, not a curated record. Lineage: Eukaryota; Viridiplantae; Streptophyta; Magnoliopsida; Solanales; Solanaceae. The transcript is spliced from 2 exons. Bases 174 to 986 code for a protein of 270 amino acids. Gene Ontology annotation, molecular function: protein binding.